AUGGAUUUGAAAUUACGCAAAGAUGCAUAUAUUUGCCCGCAAAUACCAGUUGCGACACAUCUAACAUGUCCCGCAUCAGCGGUAAUAAUGGGAACAUCGCAAUGUAACGAAAAUUAUUUUAUUGUUGGCAAAGUAAAUGGCGAUGUUAUUUUUUUCGGCGAAUUCAGGCAACUUGCUUAUUAUUACAGUCCAGUUGAAAGUCCAAUAACUGCAAUUGCCUGCGGUAAAUUAACACAAUCCUUUGAUGAAGUUAUAUCGAUAUCAGCGGAUGGCCUUUUACAGUCGAUUCAUUUUCCUUUUCCCAAUGGUCCUCCAAGUUCUCCAUAUUUGCUAUUCGAUCAACUGUUAAAUGCAAACAUUUGUGCAGCUAGGAUUGAUGACAUUGAUGGCGAUGGAAUCAAUGAAUUGCUUGUUGUUAUGACGGAUCGUGUCGUUCGAAGCUACAGAUAUGUUGAUACUCGUCUACAGUCUCUUAACAAAUGGGAACUUCCGGCACAAAUACGAGGUUUAUCACUUGGACGAACAUCAAAUGGACGAUUUUAUGCUUUAUUAGCACAAGCAAUGCAAAAUUAUGCUGUACGUAUCGAUUUUGUGGAAAAUAAUUGCAUAACAAUACCGCAGAUAGUUGCUGAUGAACGCAAUUGUUCGAUUGACGUGCCUUUCAAUCCAGUUUGUGUGAAUUUAAUUAAUUCGUUGUGCAGGAAACUUCUCGUUGUUGAUGAAGAUUGCAAAAACGAUUAUGAACUCAAAAAUAUUGGUGGUCUUAUUGUUGCCACAUCAGUUGUUAUAUUAAAAAGUGGUAUUCGAUUAAUUGUAACUUCUGAUACUCGUGGGAAUCUUUUAAUUUAUGGUUGGACCGAUGAUAAGGUAAAGGUGGAUCACAUGGCUGCAAUAGAAAGUGUCGAGCAAAACGCAUUUUUAGUGGGAGUAUCAACACUUCAUUCAACUGUGGCAAUAUAUCGCAUAACCCUUACUUCUUUGUUUCAGACAAAUCUCGAUAUACCUCGUCCUUAA
Messenger RNA from Dracunculus medinensis (Guinea worm), 1014 nucleotides. Lineage: Eukaryota; Metazoa; Nematoda; Chromadorea; Rhabditida; Dracunculidae. The record is from the annotation of a GenBank genome assembly.